This is a messenger RNA of Danio rerio (zebrafish), 2461 nucleotides long. It is a transcript of the gene gpd1l, whose product is annotated as glycerol-3-phosphate dehydrogenase 1 like. Gene Ontology annotation, cellular component: cytoplasm. Gene Ontology annotation, biological process: glycerol-3-phosphate metabolic process; carbohydrate metabolic process; glycerol-3-phosphate catabolic process. Lineage: Eukaryota; Metazoa; Chordata; Actinopteri; Cypriniformes; Danionidae. Gene Ontology annotation, molecular function: oxidoreductase activity, acting on the CH-OH group of donors, NAD or NADP as acceptor; protein homodimerization activity; NAD binding. The record is from RefSeq and is marked validated.
AAAAAAACUGCUCGACUUUGUAGUAUUAUUACCUAUAUUGUUUACUUAAAACAUUUAUCAACUAACUUAGUUGUUUGCAAACGUGGUUAUGGCUGCUCCGCUGAAAGUAUGCAUUGUCGGUUCCGGUAACUGGGGCUCUGCGAUUGCGAGAAUUAUUGGCAGCAAUGCACAGAAACUCCAGUGCUUUGCCACCACAGUCAAGAUGUGGGUGUAUGAAGAAAUGGUCAAUGGCAAAAAGCUCUCCGAGAUCAUCAACACAGAGCAUGAGAACGUCAAGUACCUGCCAGGAUACAAACUCCCAGAGAAUGUGGUUGCAGUGCCACAGCUUCGGGACGCCGCAGACGGUGCAGAUCUUUUGGUUUUUGUGGUUCCUCACCAGUUCAUCCGGAAACUGUGCGAUGAGAUGAUGGGCUGUGUUUCAGAGAGGGCUCGUGGAAUUACUCUAAUCAAAGGCAUUGAUGAAGGACCAGAAGGACUGAAGCUCAUCUCGGACAUCAUUCGGGAGAAAAUGGGCAUCGAUGUCAGUGUCCUAAUGGGGGCCAAUAUUGCAAACGAAGUAGCAGCUGAAAAGUUCUGUGAAAGCACCAUUGGCAGCAAAGUGUUGGAGAACGGCCUCUUGUUCAAAGAUCUCCUGCAGACGCCUAACUUCAGGAUCACUGUGGUGGAUGAUGCUGACACAGUGGAGCUCUGUGGAGCCCUCAAGAACAUUGUAGCAGUGGGCGCAGGUUUCUGUGAUGGUCUGCAGUGCGGAGACAACACCAAAGCGGCCGUUAUUCGCCUGGGUUUGAUGGAGAUGAUCGCUUUCGCCAAACUUUUCAGCAAAGACGACUCCGUGUCCUCUGCCACCUUCCUGGAGAGCUGCGGCGUGGCAGACCUCAUCACCACCUGCUAUGGAGGACGAAACCGACGCGUCGCAGAGGCUUUUGCCAAGACCGGGAAGAGCAUUGAGGAACUGGAGAAGGAGAUGUUAAAUGGACAAAAGCUUCAGGGACCGUUGACUUCUGCUGAGGUCUACCAUAUCCUCAAACAGAAGGGCCUGGUGGAGAAGUUCCCCCUGUUCACGGCUGUUUAUCAGAUCUGUUUUGAGGACAAACCAGUACGAGACAUGAUCACCUGUCUGCAGAGCCAUCCAGAGCACUUGUGAGGAAAAAAACCUCAGUGUCCUCCUGUUAGGUGGUCCUACCUCUAAUACUUCUCAUUUUUACAUUGAUAUACUCAUGAAUUGUUAUACCUUAAAGGGAUAGUUCACCCAAAAUUGAGUUUAAGUAAUUUUUCCCCACUCAGUAGAACAUUAAAGUUGAACAUCUACUGUUAGUGAGUCCAAAAAACCUAUGCAGGGAAAACAAAAAUAAUACCCAUGGUUCUGGACGAUACAAUGAGGUCUUACUAAGCAAAAUGAUUGGUUUCUGCAAGACAUUAGCAUUAUUACAUUUGACUCCAAAUAGAUAUUUUGAAAAAUGUUGAAGUUUGAACAGACGAUGGUCACCAUUGACUGCAAAAGUGUUGAAAAAAAUACUAUGAAAGUUAAUUGUGACCAUCGUCUGGAAGUGGAAGUCAAUAGUGACCAGUCGAUUUAGUAGUAAACUUCUCAUUUAAUCCAUCAUAACGAGCCGCAGGUAUUAAUUUACUGUUACCUGUGUAUGUUCUUUGACUCUCAAAGUGACAAUGGAAUUGACUUGCGUUUUAUGAAACACCUUGAUUUCAGCUGAAACCAGCUUGAAUGUUCCACUAAAAAUAAAAAAAGAUGUGAAGGUUAAUAAAUUGGCAGAGAAUUUUCCAUUUUGGAUGAACUAUCCCUUUAAGCUUUUCUUUUCGUCCAAGGUCUAGGUCUACACUAAUGGUUAGGCUUGAACUCAGGGGUUUGUUUCCAACCCAGCAGCUUUUGUUAUUAUUACAUGACAUUUUUUUAAUAGGGGAUCAUGUGUUAUUCCAUUUAAGCCGUUAUGCAGCUUUUAACUGUUUUCUCUCUGUCUGACUGCCCUCUUGUGGAUGAUCCACAAUUAAACCUCACUGACAGACGAGAUCAAAUGGCUCUUUUUAAAUGACCACUGAGAUCUAACUAUAAAGACUCGCACUCCAUGUCCACAUCAAGAGCAAAACGACACGACCAGAAUGCCUCAAUUAUAUUCGACCAUCUUGUAGAACCAGCAUUAUACAACUUUCCUUAAGAAAACCUGAGAGUUUUUAAUACUUAGUUUGACCCAAGGGCACAAUUUAGGUAUAAAACGAAGUAAACUAUUCAUAUUUUCCAUUUUAACGACUGUGUUGAUGAAUGCUAAACUGCCACUUAAAGGGUAUUAACACAUUAGAUUAAAGGAACUCAUUUUACAACUCCUCCACAGUUAAAACAGUUGAGUUUAAACAUUUAUAAUUCAGCCAAUCUCCGGGUCUGGCUUUUAGCUUAGCUUAGCAUAAAGCAUUGAAUUAGAUUAGACCAUUAGCAUCUCAUGAAAAAAAAAAA